AUGCGUUUCAAGAGCCAGAUCAAAAAUGUGAAUCUACUCGCAAAAUUCUGCGCCUCGUUGGCCUCUCUAGGCCAGAUCGCCUGGUGCCGACUCGACGACGAUGGUGUUCAGUUCACCAUCAUCCCUGACAAGGGGAGCCAGGUUUGGUCCGUCUUAAGGCCCGAGAUGAUUUUUGAGACAUACGUCCUCCAGUCUGCGUCACCCAAGAACACGAUUAACCUUGAAGUCCCCAUUCAAGCCCUUUCUCGAGCCCUCCGGUCGGCGCUUGGGGCGACGUCCACACAGAUCAGGUUGACAAAGAAGGACAACGUACCCAUACUCUCGUUGACGAUUGUGACCAACACCUUCAGCAGCGGGAAAAAUGUUGUGGCCCGACCCACAACAACUGGGAGCCAUGGUGGAAAUGGAGAAAGCGACUUCGAUGAUGCCGAAGAUCUGUCUUUCUACGAAGCCAACGCCGGGGGAGAUGGUGAACGAGAGACAAUUAUCACGCAAGACAUCCCAGUCAAAGUCCUAGCCAUGGCAGUCGUCGAGAGCCUCCACCAACCCCGGACGCCGGAGCCAGAUGUGAACAUUUUUCUCCCUCCUCUGGCACAGGUAAAGACCAUAUCCGAACGCUUCACACGGUUGGCAAUCGCCACAACCAAGGGAUCUUCUGCGGCUAGCCCUCGCCUGGAACUCAGUGCUAAUAUGCAUGGCUCGCUCAAAAUCUCCGUCAAAACCGACGCACUCAAUAUUACAAGCCGCUGGACGGGCCUGGCGCAUCCACAGCUUGAGCCGGCACUCUUCCCGGACUUGACCGACCAUCCCACCACCAGAAUGAAGGAGCUUGGAGGGCCUAACGGAGAGAACGAUGCAGGAUGGUCCAGGGUCCGGAUUGAUGCUAAGGAUUGGUCGAGGGUUCUCAGCGUCGGUCGAGUCUGUACCAAGGUCAUUGCAUGUUUCAUCAAUGAAGGAGCCUUGGUGCUAUAUGUCUAUCUGCCAGCGGAUGAAAACGGCGAUGAGGGAGAUCCCUGCCUCACAUACUACAUUAGCUCCUUCUCUGCUUGA
Molecule: messenger RNA, 1050 nt
Organism: Fonsecaea multimorphosa CBS 102226
Lineage: Eukaryota; Fungi; Ascomycota; Eurotiomycetes; Chaetothyriales; Herpotrichiellaceae
Exons: 3
Coding region: 1-1050 (349 amino acids)
Biological process (GO): nucleotide-excision repair; double-strand break repair via homologous recombination; mitotic DNA replication checkpoint signaling
Cellular component (GO): site of double-strand break; checkpoint clamp complex; nucleolus
Source: RefSeq, a predicted model, not a curated record